UGCAUCUAUGAUUGUUUCUUUAGGAAUAGAAGUGGAAUAGCUGGGUCAAAGGGUAAGAAGAAAAUACGAUGGGACCCAGUUAGGAGGCGCUUCAUUCAGUCCUGUCCCAUCAUAAGGAUCCCUAACAGGUUUUUGAGAGGCCACAGACCUCCACCAGCACGAAGUGGACAUCGCUGUGUGGCAGAUAAUACCAAUCUCUAUGUGUUUGGCGGCUAUAACCCAGAUUAUGAUGAGUCUGGAGGGCCAGAUAACGAAGACUACCCUCUCUUCAGGGAGCUCUGGAGGUACCAUUUUGCUACAGGAGUAUGGCACCAGAUGGGCACAGAUGGCUAUAUGCCCCGAGAAUUGGCAUCCAUGUCACUCGUGCUGCAUGGGAACAACCUGUUAGUGUUUGGCGGGACGGGCAUCCCGUUUGGCGAGAGCAACGGCAAUGACGUCCAUGUCUGUAAUGUGAAGUAUAAGAGAUGGGCUUUACUCAGCUGUCGGGGGAAGAAACCCAGCCGUAUAUAUGGACAGGCCAUGGCCAUCAUCAAUGGCUCCCUUUAUGUCUUUGGUGGGACAACUGGCUAUAUUUAUAGCACAGACCUGCACAAACUAGAUCUCAAUACCAGAGAGUGGACACAGCUGAAACCAAACAACCUGUCCUGUGAUCUACCAGAAGAAAGAUACAGACAUGAAAUUGCACAUGAUGGACAAAGGAUUUACAUCUUGGGUGGUGGUACUUCUUGGACAGCUUAUUCUUUAAACAAGAUCCAUGCAUAUAACCUUGAAACGAAUGCAUGGGAGGAAAUUGCAACAAAACCCCAUGAAAAAAUAGGUUUUCCUGCAGCCCGAAGGUGUCACAGUUGUGUUCAAAUAAAAAAUGAUGUUUUUAUCUGUGGGGGCUACAAUGGGGAAGUGAUCCUGGGAGAUAUCUGGAAGUUGAAUCUGCAGACUUUUCAAUGGGUGAAGCUCCCAGCUACCAUGCCAGAGCCAGUUUAUUUCCACUGUGCAGCUGUUACACCAGCUGGUUGCAUGUACAUUCAUGGCGGAGUGGUGAACAUCCACGAAAACAAACGGACUGGGUCGUUGUUUAAGAUCUGGCUGGUGGUACCUAGCCUGCUGGAACUGGCGUGGGAGAAGCUGCUCGCGGCCUUCCCUAACCUAGCAAACCUCUCCCGAACACAGCUUCUGCACCUCGGACUCACACAGGGACUCAUCGAGCGCUUGAAAUGAGGAUUUCUGGACUGUUCAUUGAUACUGGAAAUGUUAAUUUAAAGAGACUCCUUUAUUUAUGGGCAGUGUAGAAUGUGCUACAAAGAAGAUUGGUUACCCUGAUCAAGGCCUUACUCAGAAAAUACAUCUGAUGCCUUUCUGUAAAUCGGUUUUUAAGUUUAUGGACAUCUCACUUUCCUACACGCUUCUUUCUUUGUUCCUCUCCCUCCUGCCCCAGCACGGACACAUACAUACUCCCUCUUUCUUGAUGGAGUUGAGGGAAAGUCUCAAAGUACCUUCAUAAUGUUGCGAAUCAAGAUAAGAUGAAGAUUUUUUUAGAAGGAAUUCUGAAUAUAUGGCUAUGGCAGCCAGUGCUCUCCAAAUUAAACAUCAUCAAGAACAAAAAUAAAAUUAAAACAUUUUAAAUCUAGCAGCAGCAAGAAAAAACAGUUUAGAAGUAGAAGGUUAACCUUGAGAAUUCGGCGGAUUGUACUUAAAUGUGAUGUUAACUUCGUGUUUUCCAGAUGUGUCUGAUAGAGUAGCUGGGUCCACUGGCAGCAAUGGUGGACAUUUGCUCCAUAGAUGCCCAAACCCUUUGGCUUUGGAGUAGAGUUUAGCAGCUCAGCAACUCUUGGUUAGUGACUUCUUUUUUCAUCCCUACAUGCUGGCAGUGGUUAGAGUUGUCUUAUUGAAAGACUGACUGUGUGUCCGGGUCAUGCUCUUUGUGGUUAGUCUGGGAAAUACAGCACCAAAAAUGUCUCCACUUGGAAACUGCUAGUGGUCAGAGUUCUUCAUUCUGGGUUUCUUGGAAAUUUUCCUGUGCUUAUUAAUGGUUUUAACUAUCUCUUUGACUUCUCUACGGGGAGUUAUAGACCCUAAAUAUGCAGUGGAGGUGCCAUGGGACAUAAACAAAUACCUGCUAGGUGGGCCAGAGGAGAGCCAGCAUAGAGAGCCAGUGCACUCUGGGCUUGUUCACUUGGCCUCUGCUGAGGCGCUGGCCUUGGACUGUCAUGUUAGCUGUUUUCUAUUCAAAACUUGUUUCUUUUCCAGUUGCUGGACCCCGUAGUUGGCCUUUCCUUAGGCAGUUGGUCCUUGGCUUUCCUUUUAGCUGUUGCCUCUUUUUCUGUCUGCUUUAAUGUGCAUGGUGCUGAGAUUAAUUGUCUAGUGAUUAGAUAAAAGGUCUCAGGGGAAAGCCAUAGGUCAUCCUUUCUGAAGAAGCAAGUGUCAUUUACAAACGAGUGUGAAGAAGGAUGAAACUGAGUAUCACUCACUUUUUUUGGUGUGAAAUUUCAGUUUGGGUUCUGUUUUUUUAAUUCUGAAAAGAAAAAUGACUUAAUUUCACUUGCUUUGCCCUCAGCCUGCUGGAGAAGGUGAGCAUGUCACAAGCCACCAGCAUUUGGAAAUCACGGUACUCACGGUACUGAGGGCAUGCAGGAGGGCACAGUGCCAAUCCUCUCGCAGGUCACCUCUUGGUGGAGACUCACACGGGAGAUUUGGGACAGAUUUUUCCUUUAAGUGCCUCUUUUUCACCUAGCUUUUAAAGUUACUCUUCUUUUUUCUUCAUCCCUCAAGGAAUCUCUCUAGCUUACGUGUGGACUUAAAACCACCUUUGAGUUAGAACUGAAAGGCACCACCCAGUGUUCAAUUCUGGGGGAGAGAAAACCUUGGCCUCCAGACUUGGCUCCUAACUUGUAGGCCUUAUUGUAACAUCCCUCCCAUGUUGAGUUAAUGGAGCCUGUAUUCUGAAAAGUCCUGUUGCAACCACUCAUCUGUGAUCUUGGGCCCUUUUAGGGGAACGAGGA
This is a messenger RNA of Tupaia belangeri chinensis (Chinese tree shrew), 2996 nucleotides long. RefSeq names its product kelch domain containing 10 (gene KLHDC10). Lineage: Eukaryota; Metazoa; Chordata; Mammalia; Scandentia; Tupaiidae. Gene Ontology annotation, biological process: positive regulation of stress-activated MAPK cascade. The transcript has 10 exons. The annotation marks the transcript as partial. The record is from RefSeq and is a predicted model, not a curated record. Gene Ontology annotation, molecular function: protein binding.